AUGCUGCCACUCUUCCACCCUCGCCGCCUCCUGCAAAUAAUCAAUAGCUGGUAUCGUCAACCAUCCGAACGAACUGCCUCUUCAUGGGCGUGUAUCAAUCUCAUCAUUGCCUUGACUCAGUGCCACAGCUUUGGAUAUCUCGAUCCAGUGCUACAAAUACCCAGUGUCGGUCAAUGCAUCGAGAAUGCACAGUCCGUCUUGACAGAUAUCCUCAAGGGGAAUAACCUGGAGCUCGAACAUGUACAAAUCCUACUCGGUCUAGGUAUGAUCUUUCUUGGCAGACCAGAACCCGCUGCACCAAUGGUCUUUGUCUCGGCUGCAAUGAGGUUCGCCCAGGCUAUGGGCAUACACCGGAGGGACUACUAUGAUGGCAUGGCCAUUGCCCCUGAAGAAGCGACGCAACGAAGACGUGUCUUUUGGAUCGCGUACAUUCUAGACAGGGACGUUGCGUUGCGAUUAAGACACGCACCGAUCCUCCACGACGAUGAUAUGGAUAUGGAUCUACCACCAGAGACGAUGCCACAGUCUGAUGAGGACAAAACUGACCAAGCUGGCUUCAUCAGCGUUAGUGAUGAUGGCGAGGGCCAUGCAUUGACGAGUUUCAACUUUUUCCGCGCACGGAUCGAACUUGCACAAAUUGAAUCCCGAGUGUACGACUGUGUGUCCUCUGUGCGAGCAAGCCGCAGGGAUCCCGGCGAGACGGCACAGUUGGCAGAGAGUAUACGACUCUCCAUCAGACAAUGGAAAGCAAGGAUACCGGGCCAGUUGAUCAAUCCAACCCCAAUGUUGCCGCAGGCCGAUGUGAUGCACGCGACUUACCUACCACGCUUUCUUUGCACUCUUUCUGCCAUAGUAGUGGCAUGUCUCGGCCAGCUCUGUCGGGUCAAUUCCAUGGACUUUAGCUGGAUCGAUAAAGUCCUCACCUACGCUCACAGUAGUGACGCAGGGGCGGUGGGACAUAUACCUACCCCUCCAUCCCAGCCUCCAGGUUGGAAUGCACUGGUGAGAGAGUCCAGGGCAUUCAUGAAAUUGUUUGGUAGUAUCCCGCUUAAACAUCCGAUAUUCAUAGUCACGCAGCUAGGUGCCUUUGCAUCUUCAUUGCUUUGCCUAUCUGUCGACUUAUUUCUGAAUUUUGACGAUGGUCAUUGUGUAGGUGAUCAAAUAUUGAAGGCGGAUGCCGCGUGUUUUCUGCGAGAAUUGCCAGAGGAGAACAGUUGCUAUGUUGUGGAAAAGGUCUUGGAGGCAAGCAGAGUCCUGGAAGUGUACUCUGAGUCUGAGUGGCAGCUGAGGCUCAUGACGGCUGGACUGGCAGCAUAA
This is a messenger RNA of Pestalotiopsis fici W106-1, 1317 nucleotides long. RefSeq lists its product as uncharacterized. The coding region runs from base 1 to 1317 and encodes 438 amino acids. The transcript has a single exon. NCBI's taxonomy places the organism in Eukaryota, Fungi, Ascomycota, Sordariomycetes, Amphisphaeriales, Sporocadaceae. The record is from RefSeq and is a predicted model, not a curated record. Gene Ontology annotation, biological process: DNA-templated transcription. Gene Ontology annotation, molecular function: DNA binding; zinc ion binding.